UGCCAAAAUGAAAAAGGGCGCACACGCCUUGACCGAUCGUUGCCGGAGCAGGCAAAACAACUCAACCAGUCCAGAACCUUUGCCCUGCCCGUCAGUCCCUUCGAGAACAACACUGGCUCACACGACCGCGACUCUUCCCGCCGGGGCCCCUGGCUGCUCGUCCGUCCCAUGGCGUGGCGCUCCGACGACGAUCUGUGUCACGGAUCUACGCUCGUCGCUUGACAAAUCCCACCACGGGUCCGCUACACUCCCUUGUUUCUCUUUGUCCUCCUCUGCCUGCCUUGCCUUCCUCCCCAAGAAUCGUGACGCCUGCGGCGCACAGAGCGCCCACGCGGUCUCGGUCUCCACCUCGUCAAUGCUCCCCCAGAAAACCAGUGUCUUGCCAGAGACGCCUUCUCCGGGCUGCUGUAAAUAGCAACAUAUACCUCUCCCCGGUGUGCGCAGCAAGCUAAACCCCCACCGCACGCCCCACCCGCGCGCAGGCAUGCCUCUCUCGCUCGGCGCCGACCACCUCGCCGCGCCCGGCGCGCGCGCUCCGCCUGCGCGGGUGGGCACGGGCAUGGGCAUGGACACGUCCCUCUCGCUGGGCGGUGCCGCCGCCUACCUCCCGCUCAACGAGAACGACUCCCUCGACAUGCUCCUCUUCGACGUCCUCCGCGAGGCCUCCGCCGUGGCCGCCGCCUCGCCCUCCUCGUCCUCCUCUCCCCCGACGAAGACGGCGACGGCCAUUGCCGCCGCUGGCGCCGACGCGAUCGAGGGCGGCGGGGCAUGCGCGGCCGGGAGGGCCGCGGAGCGCCCGCACUACCGCGGGGUGAGGCGGCGGCCGUGGGGCAAGUACGCGGCGGAGAUCCGGGACCCGUCGCGGCCCGGCACGCGCCUGUGGCUCGGCACCUUCGGCACGGCCGAGGAGGCGGCCGUCGCGUACGACCGCGCCGCGUUCCGCCUGCGCGGCGCCAAGGCGCUGCUCAACUUCCCGCCGGCCGUGGGGGCGCACGAGGCGCGCCGCGGCGGCGCCAAUGAGGCGAGGUGAAUGCUACGUGCGUUCGUUCUCUCGCCGAUCGUUCCUCUCUCUCUUAGCUGCGUGUUGUUAGCUUCUUAGUUUAGGCAUCGAAACAUUGAAUUCCCAUUCUGUAACCGUUCAUUCAUGCGUGGUGUGGUCUGUGGUGGACCAAUUUGCAUUUCGUGGGUAUCGUCUCUAGCUUCGGGCGAAGGUGCUAUUUUGGUGAUCUCUCUACGGUUAUCAACAGAUAUCAAUCAUCAAUUGUACAGUAGUACUACUACCAGUCUCGUCUGAAAUUUUACGAAAUCUGGAGAACUGUGUGAACCGGUAAUGAGAAGACAGAUUCCCUCGACAAACCUUGUAUUCAUCUGGAACGAUUCCUCGGCUCCUUUGAUUUAAAGGAAUUUUAUAGGAUUUCUGGAGGACUGAGAUCCUUAGAAUUUUUUCC
Molecule: messenger RNA, 1448 nt
Organism: Aegilops tauschii subsp. strangulata
Lineage: Eukaryota; Viridiplantae; Streptophyta; Magnoliopsida; Poales; Poaceae
Product: ethylene-responsive transcription factor 1A
Biological process (GO): regulation of DNA-templated transcription; ethylene-activated signaling pathway
Molecular function (GO): DNA binding; DNA-binding transcription factor activity
Source: RefSeq, a predicted model, not a curated record